Soboliphyme baturini is the source of this 423-nucleotide messenger RNA. Lineage: Eukaryota; Metazoa; Nematoda; Enoplea; Dioctophymatida; Soboliphymatidae. The record is from the annotation of a GenBank genome assembly.
AUGCUAGGGAGAGCACGCGAAAAGAACGAAGGAUGCGAAGAGGUCGAUCAUUGGCACCGAACACUCUGCGUAUGUUCUUCUUGUUCAGUUCCGUACGACCGAUCAGAGGCCAGAAACGCAGCUUUGAGGUACAAUCCGAUAUGCUGUGUAAAGCCGAAAGAUCAGCAGCCAGGCGGCAUAGCGCCUGCGGUCGAUCAGCAGUGCUGCCAACAGAUGGCUUGGCACCGAUCGCAUUUGGUCAACUUAUUCGAGGUAUCUGAACACUUGGCUCGAGUCAGCACGUUUCGGCCGGAGGAAUUUUCGUUCCAAGACGCCGGUGGCGACUGCUCAGAGACAACACUAUUCGUAGCGAACUGUUUUGACGCGCACGGCGUAUUGGUAGAACGUCAUUUGCAAGCAAACUUCUUUAAUCACUGGCUUUAG